Messenger RNA from Eurytemora carolleeae, 1908 nucleotides. RefSeq names its product histone-lysine N-methyltransferase SETD7. The transcript has 17 exons. NCBI's taxonomy places the organism in Eukaryota, Metazoa, Arthropoda, Copepoda, Calanoida, Temoridae. The record is from RefSeq and is a predicted model, not a curated record. Bases 634 to 1908 code for a protein of 424 amino acids.
GUAUUGUAUUCUAGGAUUCUGCAGUCUAGUUUCUACAUUUACUGAAAGUUGACCGUACGGCUGCUGCCUGUAACAAACUGGGCGCUGAGGAAGAAUAAGUUGAUGAAAUAAAUAAUGAAAGCUGCAGUUGUCAUAUUUUAAUGUCAUUCCUUCCGUGAAACUAUAGAUAGAUAGAUAGACUGUGAAAACUAGAGGAUAACAAGGUAAACUAGUUAAACCAGGAGAACCAGGAGAACCAAGAGAACUUGGAGAACCAGGAGAUCCAGGAGAACUAUAGGAGAACCAAGAGAACUAGGAAAACUAUAGAAGAACUUGGAGAACUAGGAAAAUUAUAGGAGAACCAAGAAAACUAGGAGACCUAGAGGAGAACUAGAAGAACCAGGAAAACCAGGAAAUAUACAAGAGAACAAGAAGAACGAGGUGAACCAGGAGAACUAAAGGAGAACUCGGAGAACCAGGAAACCUAGAGGAGAACAAAGAGAAACAAGAGAACUAGAGUAGAACUAGGAGAACUAUAAGAACGAGGAGAACCAGGAGAACUAGAGGGAAUUUUAAAGAACUGUUAGCAAAAUGAAAAAGGCAUUUUCUUGACUAAGUUCAUUUAUAUUUUCCAGACAGUUUUGUGUUUCUGAAAUGGCAUCAGCUGUUGUUCUACCGAUGUCAAGAGAAGUAAAGAAUCUUGUUCCUGAACAUUCUUCCUCUACUCUUCUAGAACUUCAACUUAGAAGAAGAGAUAGAAGGAAUAAACACUUUCUUCUGAACGUGUCCGGAUCCGGUUCAGGUUCAGGUUCAGGUUUAGCUCAGGGCUCAGCAAGUUCAGAGGCUGACUUGUCACCAGUACAAAAUCCAGCUCCCUCUCCAUCUACUCCUCCUGCUCCCAAAACUGGAUUGGAACUUAGCGCAGAACUGGAGCAGUGGAUCAAACAGAUGGAAAACUGGGAUUCAAGGGAACUCAGAUGUAAUGAUCUAAGCGGACGGUGCACGAUGUCUAGUUUGAUAUCUAAAGAUGCUCCAACAAUAGAACCGUAUCCAUCCUUAGAUAAACUGGCCUUCACAUAUCAGGGAGGUCGAGAUAAAGAAAGAAAAUUCCAUGGGCGAGGUAGCCUGGAAUUUGAUAACGGUUGUAGUAUGUCGGGAGAAUGGAAGAAUGGAGAACGAGAAGGAAAAUUCAGGAUGGACGCAGAUGAUAAAACCCAGGUCUGUUUCCUCGAGUGCUUCUAUGUCAAGAAUAAAAUUCAAGGAAAAGUUUGUUUACAAUUCAGUACAGGAGUCUGGGUUUCAGGGUACGCCAAGGACAGUGUACUGCAUGGUUUCUGUAAAUACUAUUCACCAGACAAAAAGCUGACCCAUGCCGGAAUGACAAGGAAUGGAAAAUUGUUCGGAACCUGUUGGAAAUUUUUGCCAGGUGGAGGUUUGGUGGUCGGUAGAGUUGAUUCUGAAGGAGAAUUUUCCGGACCUAAUAUUGCAUAUAUUUACCCAGAUUUCAGCACUGGUCUUCUGGGAGUAUUCAAGGAAGGAGAUAUGGUGACAGCACAGGCGGUCACAUUACAGGAUUUACGGACCGAGUAUAAUUGUAUAAAAGUUCCAGUUUUUUCAACACCUAAAGAAGACAUUUUCAGACUUGAGAAAUCUACAACUACUUGGCUUACCGAGAAUACGAUGUUAGAGGAUCCCUAUGAGAAGUUGACAGUUUAUGUGAAGACCUCGAAUACACCAGGGGCGUCUGAUGGACUCUUUGCUGCAAGAGACCUGAAAUGUAAUACGAUUGCUGCUUUCUACAAUGGGAUCCGGAAACAGAGACCGCCUGACAGCGCCUCCACGUGGCAGGAUCAGGACAAUGCAUACAAAAUAUUUGACCCAACCAACAAAACUGGUGUCAUAGAUAUUCUUCCUAAACAUCAGGUAUAA